AUGUCUAGCAAAAAAUCCGACUGUGAUAUAACGGUGGUGGUCGGCACGAUAAUAGUGUUUGCUCUUCCUCUCACCCUUUUGAUUCCAGAAUUCUCACUAUGGGAUGUUGUACCAAAAGUUCAGGUCAUCAGGUUCCACGUACUGAGUCAGCAUCUCACUUGGCCACAGCUUAAUGCUGUACUCGUCGGCUUAUUGUCUGUGCUCUUCUGUCUUUACCUUGAGAUUAGGAAACGAAAAUUAGAUGACAUGGUAGAAAAGGUUUUGACUGUCAGUAAGGUGACUGAUGCCACAAUGGAGGUAGAAAGAGAUAGACAGACGGCUGCUAUGAAAGCAUGUGUGGACCUGCUGGAUUCCACAGUUGAACACUAUGAACACCUUAUGCUGUUGAAAGAUGACUUGCGAAACUCUGAGCGUACGAAUAAGCAGCAACCACCCGCUAUAGAACCCAGUGGCUCGGACGUAUAACCUCUUUGUUGACAGUGAUUUUUCAUAUGUUUGUUUCGAGUAUAUUUUGG
Molecule: messenger RNA, 515 nt
Organism: Diatraea saccharalis (sugarcane borer)
Lineage: Eukaryota; Metazoa; Arthropoda; Insecta; Lepidoptera; Crambidae
Source: the annotation of a GenBank genome assembly